Molecule: messenger RNA, 1107 nt
Organism: Lolium perenne
Lineage: Eukaryota; Viridiplantae; Streptophyta; Magnoliopsida; Poales; Poaceae
Source: RefSeq, a predicted model, not a curated record
AUGGGCCAUGAACGAGUCAGUAAGAGUAAGCUUACGCUUCGAUCGAGUAACCCAUCGGUCAUGGCGUCUACGUCUUCGUCCGCGGCCGCGGCCGGAGUAGUCGUAGCCGACGCCGCGGCCCCGGAUCCGCUGGUCCACGUCGCCUUCAACCAGCAAGGCACGCACUUCGUGGCGGCCACGGAAACCGGGUUCCACGUCUUCUCCUGCGAGCCGCUCGAGCGCGUCAUGCACCGGUCCGGCCCCACGGUCACCUCGCCCGGCGGCAUGGUGUCCUCCGCCGAGCUGCUCACGCGGUCGCAGCUGGCCGUCGUGACGAGUCGGCCGAACGAAGACGACGCGAUCAACUUCUGGAACGGCAUGUGCAAGGAGGGGAAGGUCGCCUCGGUCACGAGCUCGCACCAUAGAACGGUGGGCGGGAUCCGCCUGCAGGGGGAGUACAUGCUCGUCGCCGGCGAGGAGAAGGCGAGGCUGUACUUCGGCGGCAGCAGGGAGAAGGACGUCCGGCGGCGACGCACACCCGGUAGCGUCGACGUGCGCGCGCACGACUCGGCCGUGGCGUGCAUCGCGCUGUCCCGUGACGGCCGGCUGCUCGCCACCGCCGGCACCCGGGGCACGCUCGUGCGCGUCUUCAGCACCGCCGACGGUUCGAAGCUGCAAGAGCUAAGGAGAGGCACUGACAGAGCGACCAUCCACUGCAUCGCCUUCUCCCCGGACUCUAAAUGGCUGGCCGUCACCAGCGACAAGACGACGGUGCACGUUUUCAGGCUCGCGGACUUGGACCUACCAAGCUCGUCACCGGAGGACGGGGGAGAUUUCGUGCUCCUGCCCGCAUCACCGAUGACAUCUCCUUCUGCAAAACAGGGCUCAUCCCUGUCUUUCCUGAAAGGCUACCUACCGACCUAUUUCAGUUCAGAGUGGUCGUUCGCCCAUUUCAGAGUUCGUAAAGCCACCAAGUACUCCAUCGCCUUUGAUCAGCAAAGCCCCAACACCAUUACCAUCGUAGGCGUCGACACAAGCUUCUACCGGUGCGAGUUCGACCCCGUGAAAGGAGGCGCCAUGCGUGAGCUGAAAUACUACAGGAACUUCAUGCAUGCUGCUACCGAGUAA